Messenger RNA from Cricetulus griseus (Chinese hamster), 958 nucleotides. Lineage: Eukaryota; Metazoa; Chordata; Mammalia; Rodentia; Cricetidae. The record is from RefSeq and is a predicted model, not a curated record.
CCCGCCCUCAAUGUCCCCGCCCCCUCAGAAGCAUCCACAUCCGGCGCAGACCGGCUGCUCCGAGCGGGCCACUAUGGCGCUAUGCGAGCGGGCCGCCAGCGGGAGCUCUCUGCUGUGGCCUCGGGUGGUGCUUUUUGGGGACUCCAUCACGCAGUUUUCUUUCCAGCCAGGUGGAUGGGGCGCAUUGCUGGCUGACCGACUUGUCAGAAAAUGUGACGUUCUGAAUCGUGGAUUUUCAGGUUACAAUACCAGAUGGGCCAAGAUUAUCCUCCCAAGAUUAAUUAGUAAAGGGAGCGGCAUGGAAAACCCAGUAGCAGUUACAGUUUUCUUCGGUGCCAAUGACGCCACACUCAAAGAUGAGAACCCCAAGCAGCAUGUCCCCUUGGAUGAGUACAGUGCAAAUCUGAGGGCCAUGGUGCAGUACCUGAGGUCUGUGGACAUCCUGGAGGAGCGAGUCAUUCUCAUCACCCCACCCCCGCUGGGCGAAGCAGCCUGGGAGAAAGAAUGUAUCCUGAAAGGCUGCAAAUUAAAUCGCCUGAACUCCAUCGUCGGUGAAUAUGCUAAUGCGUGUCUGCAAGUAGCCAGAGACUGUGGGACUAAUGUCCUUGACCUGUGGACCCUGAUGCAGAAGGACAACCAGGACUUCUCAUCCUACUUAUCAGAUGGCCUGCAUUUAUCACCAAAGGGAAACGAGUUUCUGUUCUCCAACCUCUGGCCACUGCUGGACAAGAAGGUCUCCUCUCUGCCAUGGCUGCUUCCUUACUGGAACGAUGUGGAAGAAGCAAAGCCUGAGCGGAGUCUGCUGGGAGACGGAGACCAUUAGUCAUCCUGGGAAGCCUUCCCAAGUAGGGAAGCCUUCCCAUGGGUGCCACCUCCAGUUGGUAAUUCACAAACAUUCCAAGAAUCACUGUUCAUGUACAUAACCUCAAGAAGUUGAUUAAACAUUUUUCAAGAUUAA